Messenger RNA from Ostertagia ostertagi, 945 nucleotides. Lineage: Eukaryota; Metazoa; Nematoda; Chromadorea; Rhabditida; Trichostrongylidae. The record is from the annotation of a GenBank genome assembly.
AUGACGGACGUUAUGCGUGAUAUGAUCGCGCAACUGAUGGGCAGUCAGAAGGAAGAUGAAGAGGGACGCGAGCUGGUCCCUUACAACCAUCCCACAGUUUGUCGUGCUUUCCUAAUCGGAUGUUGUCCGUAUGAAUUGGUGCCCGACAGUAGAUUGCAAGGACUUGUUUCAUGCAGGAAAACUCAUGAACCGGCCCACAAGGCUGAUUUUUUGAAGGCACAAAACGAGAAAGACCACUUUUACGAUGUUGAUGCUUUCGACAUACUGGAGAACGCGAUACGGAUAGUAGACAAUGAAAUUUCUCGCAUUAAAGACAAGCUUGAUCGUGAAGCAAAGGAGCAGACGGAUUCGGCGGAGGCGGUCAAGGCGCAGCGCAUUGGUGAACUGAGCGAGCAAAUCGGUAGAGCUGUCGCAGAAAUGGAGGCGUUGGGCAACAUGGGAAAAGUGGAGGAGUCUAUGAAGUUGUCAAAGACGGUAGAAGAUCUCCGUGCUCGCAAAGCAGAGCUAGAGAGUCAAACAGAGUUUCGCCUCGCUGGACCAGGCUCGAAUGCAGCCAGGUUGCGAGUUUGCGAGGAUUGUGGUGCUCAGUUGAACAUCAUGGACCACGAGUCUCGCAUCGCAGACCAUUUCGGUGGCAAAAUGCAUCUCGGAAUGGUAGAGUGUCGUGAGAAAUAUGCGGAAAUGAAGAAAACUAUAGAAGAGCGUCGUAAAGAACGUAGAGAGAAAGGAUUUGAUAGUUCAAGAUUCACAGAUAGGAGGCGUUCGCCUCCACGUCGUGACCGUGAGGACAGAGACAGACGUGAUCGAGAUCGUGAGGAUAGGGAUUCGCGUUAUGGAAGUGGAAGUAGUCGCCGACGAAGUCGUGACCGUGAGGACAGAGACAGACGUGAUCGAGAUCGUGAGGAUAGGGAUUCGCGUUAUGGAAGUGGAAGUAGUCGCCGACGA